CGCCAACUUCGCAAUGAAGUGGCCGAACUCAAAACCCGCCUUGCUUCCCUUGCCUCUGAUCCUCCAGUUCAGCAACAGCACCAACCAAAGUCGGCACCUGCCACUUUAACCAACGAACCCCUCCCAGCCUCCUCUUCUCCCCGCCCACCAUUGGGCUCUGAUGCCUCCUCCUGGGCUGUUGUGACUAAAAAAAAGCGCCCCACUAACACCACCCGUCUCCGACCUGCUGAUGUUCGCAUUUUCCAGACCCCUUCUGGGCCUUUCCAGCUUUAAAUACCUUUACGUUCCCCGUUCUCGCCGCCUGACUCGUCAGGAAACGAGAACCCGUCUUCGCCGCCUCGGCAUCGAUCCCUACCGUGUCCUAGACAUUUGUUUCCCUGCCCGUGCUGUCGUUGGACUUCUUGUCCAUGAGCAGUACUUCGACUUUGCCAUGGCCCAGUUCACCAAGGCCGAAAUCAAACCGUUGGAAAACUUUGAUCCUUUGGAUAUUAGUAUCCUGGCGGAUCCUGAAAUCAAAGCCAUGUCUACCGAACAUCAGGAAGCCUUCGUGUUCGAUUUGUAUCGCACACGCUGUGAAAAAGCAGUGACUCACCUUCCGUACCAUCUUGCCUCCCCCGUUGCGCGCUCCUUUGUCAAGGCCAACAUCUUGGAAGACUCUGAUCUACCCAGACUCUUA
Molecule: messenger RNA, 676 nt
Organism: Radiomyces spectabilis
Lineage: Eukaryota; Fungi; Mucoromycota; Mucoromycetes; Mucorales; Radiomycetaceae
Exons: 1
Source: RefSeq, a predicted model, not a curated record